Messenger RNA from Mercenaria mercenaria, 7007 nucleotides. Its product is annotated as orexin receptor type 2-like. Bases 691 to 1983 code for a protein of 430 amino acids. Gene Ontology annotation, biological process: neuropeptide signaling pathway. The transcript has 3 exons. The record is from RefSeq and is a predicted model, not a curated record. Gene Ontology annotation, molecular function: neuropeptide receptor activity. Lineage: Eukaryota; Metazoa; Mollusca; Bivalvia; Venerida; Veneridae. Gene Ontology annotation, cellular component: membrane.
AGCAUGCGUAUCGGAUACAAAUAUAGGAACGCUAUCAUAUGACAUGAUUUUAUAUACUUUAUUAAUAUGAUACGUUCAAACAGUGUAUAAAUCGAGAUUUUACACAACGGAUAUUAUUUUGAUCACUUAAAUGAUUUUGAAAUUUUCUUCCUUGAUAGGCAUAUCUAGUUAAUUAAAUUCACAUUAUCGUGGGUUAGAAUACGGGUUGUAUUUUAUAUUAUUUUUAAACCAUUAUAUUGAUAACUCUGACUGUUUCAUGUGUGUUUUACCCGAUAAAGGAAGACGAUUAUGGAAUUUUAUCAGUCUUAACAGUGUGUGUUUUGUAAUAUAAAGUAUUUUAACGUUUGUUUUGAAAAGACUUAAGAUUUUGUGUGUGUGAAUUUGUUUUUGACAAAUGCAGCAGUCAAGUGGUAGCACAAAGGAAUAGGUAUUUCUGGACAUAUAUGUAUGGCUACAAUCUAGUAUGAAAUGGUCUCAGAAAACAACAAAAGGUUAAAGGAAUGCAGAUAAUGUACAAUGUCGAACGAUUUUGUUUCUCCUGAUUUUAUUUCUAAUUGAACUGCAUUUAACUGUGAAUGUGUGGUGUAAAACAAGAAGUGAUGCAUUAUGCUAAGAACGUUUAAGUAUUCUCAUGUAUAAACUAUAAACAGUUAAAAACUUAACGUGUUGAAAUAUGAUAUAAAGAUUAAAAUGUAUUCAACUAUUCCAAAAGAGUGGAGAAGUGACUUUAACAGUAACGUCACCAUAGAGGAAUUGAAUGCUACACUCGUUAAACUUCAUAUUCCAACCAUUGUGCUUAUAUCAAUAUUUAUGUGCGUCGGUGUAUUCGGAAAUAUAUUAGUGUUAAUUAUCUACACGAAUUACAAGUCAUCUACAUACAAGAGUUUCAUUGUUUGGCUUGGAUGGAUGGAUUUGCUUGCGUGUUUGGUGGGCAAGCCGGCACUCAUCAUCAGCAUGUUGUAUCCGUACAUAUCGCCGUCAGAGAUCCUCUGUAGAUGGUCAAGGUUUCUUCACGUUUUUAUCAGUGUUAGUGCCGCCUUGAUAUUUCUAGCAAUUUCUUAUGAAAGAUACAAAAAGAUCUGUUUUAUGGAUUUGCAUCAGCUGAGUUACAAAAGAGUCAAUAUCAUAUGUCUUCUUGCAGUAAUAUCAGCAUGUAUAGUAGCUGUUCCCGCACUGUUUGUUUUCGGGGACGCGGAUGUAAACACUGGAGUGCAAAAUGUAACUGGUGUGGAAUGCUUUAUAGACCAGAGAUAUAAAUCUUCGUAUUUACCGAAACUGUACUUCCUUUUUCAACUGUUACUCUGCUUAAUUUCGGUUUUCACGAUGUGUAUAUUUUACAUACGAAUAUGGAGGACAUUACGAUGGCACAGAACGUUUGUUUACGAGCACACAUUCAAAUCAUUGAGAUGUAUCGGUACACAACGAAAUGGAGCCGGCAGGCCGCCAUCAAACUCAGAAAAUUUUAUUAUGACAAAUUUAAGAAGGGAAGACGAUAAAAGCAUUACAGGAGAAGCAGCAAAGGUAAAGGCAAGAAAUGGACAAGAACGUUUUGAGAGAGGUGCAACGAACACUGCUGAUUGUACUGCUGUGAGAAAUAUUAAUCUGGACAAUUCUGAGGAAAGUGUUCACAAAUCGCAAAGAAACUUACUGUCAGCACAAGCUAACGAUAGAUACAUACAAGCUCAAAAUAAAUAUACAAAAGAAAUAACCAAAAUGUUGUUUAUUGUGACAGUUGUGUUUAUUUUAGCUUUUCUACCUCACCUUGUACUCAUGUUAACGAACGCUUUAAGGCCUCAGACUUUUAGGGAACUGUCACCUGCAGGCGUUAUUGCUUACACGUUUUUCCUGAGAACGUUUGUGAUCAAUAAUAUGGCAAAUCCUAUCGUGUACUUUGUAUGUCUAGGAACAUUUCGCUCUAUGUGCUUUCAUAAGUUCAGGAAAAUAUGCCGAUGUUUAAACAGCAAGGAGAAUGGAACUAAGUAAUUACAGCCGGAGGCGCACUGAAGAUGCAAUGUGGAACAAUACUGUGCAAUAUUUAACAUUUACUUUCUGCCAAAUACUCAAUCGUUUGUUUUUAUUAUUGGUCUAAUGUCCAAAACAGAUUGAUGUCUUAAAGUGAAAGUUGGGUUUUAGUUUUCUUUUCAAUUGUUAUUUAGUAAAUCGGCUACACUAAAAGGAAAAAGAAUUCAAUAUAGUAUGCGAGUCAGCACUUUUUCGUAUUAAGCGCAGUUGCAAACCAAGGAACUUGGAAUCAACCUUUUAAAAAAAUCUACCUUGAAUUUUCGAAACACCUAUCUAGUCUAAAAAUAUGUUUUAAUUGCUGUUACAUAAGCUUUCGUAGCCUCAAACGAAGACAUAAAUUAUGCUAUCUUAUUUUGGAAAGUUUGAAUUAAGAUUUUGAAUUAUAAAAGUAGUUCAAAGAUAAAAUAUUGAAGUAUUUGCAUCUCCUUAGAACAGCAGUAGUUUUAUUUUUAUUAGUGUUUCAUUAGUAAAUGAAACAUAUAAAAAUACACUAAACACACAAAAUGUAAUAAGUGAGGCAGCUCAGAUAAAACAUCACUAAAGAGACAUACCGAGUGAUAAGGAGCUGCUGUGUUUGAUUACCUUGCAUAAUAUAUUUGAUGGAUAGGUUAUAAAUUAUUUACAGUAAACGAUGCCGGAUGAAGAUAGCUUUAGGACAUUAAGCAUUACUUAAAUUAGCAUCGCCUAUGAUGAGCAAGUCCAUCUUUGCAAGUAGACUGACUGUUUGAAAAAUCUUCACGAGGAACUUCUGUUACAAAAAGAAAAUGUUCUCUUAGUGUCGUUCCGUGGUGGUUACAUUGUUCAUCUAUCAAAACAGUACACUUUAUUUGCAUGUAUAAAAAUGAUCUUAGCAAACAAUUUAAUAUUUAAAGUGUUUUUUUUUUUACCUGGUACUGAAGUUAAUGAAUGUUAUAGACUUGGAGGUGCUGUUAAUACACGUUUUUUUCACCGAAAGUUUGUAAUCAGUUGUAUGGUAAAUCCUGCUAAUCUAUGUGCUGAAGGAAAACAUGCAUACUCUUAAUGAAAGAUAAAAAUUGAACUGAAUAAGUACAAUGCACGUAAAAUUGUAAAUAAGUCGGAAAUGCUGCCAAAUAUAAACAGUACUUUUUUAACCUUUACUUUACACAAGACUCUUAAUCAUUUUAAAGUGCACUGUUAGUCUUUAACUGAUAAUGUUUGUACUAUUACAGUGCAGUCAUGGCUGCAUUUGGCUUUCUGUAUUUUUAUCUAUUACAUGUGUUGUUGAUAAUUGUAUUGUCAAGGUUUUAAUAUAUCUUAUUAGUCUCAUCUUUGUGGAAAUCGAAACAAAAGAACGUAAUGUAAGAGCUAUCCAAAUUCUUGGUACCAGACUGAUAUUUCGAAAUGGGAGCGAAAUUUAAGAUAAAUAUGUAUAAACAUACUAAAAAUAAAGAUUGAUUCUAUAUAGAUGUUAAUUUUUUAAGUUCUUAUCCUUACCAAGGCGCCCGGAAUCGUUGAUUAAACAUAAUUCUGGAAAAUUUCUAGUUUUAAUACUUAUAAAAAUAAAAACAAUCGCAAGAAAUGAAAUAAUCGUUUGAUAGUCAUGAAUAAUAUUUUUGGUAGAUAAACCAGAAAAGCCGUUUUUAUAUAUGUACAAAUGGGAUUUCAUUUACAUGCAGGAUGAUUUUCCUUUCCAUAUGCCGGGUUCAGGCGUUAUUCAAUGCUAUUCGGAUAAUGUCACCAAACCAACGUUAUUGAAGAUAAUCACCUUGAUGUACUAUUUAGAACGUAUUGUGUUAUAGCGUCAGGACAGAAAAGUUUACACGUUACCGGGUACGUAAGUUCAAAGUAUGAAUUUAAAGCAAACAACACAUAUAAUAUUCAUCAAUAAAACUGUGGUUUUAUUCUACAUGUAUAUAUCAACUCGCACUGAUGUUAAUAAAUACUGUAAGAGCAAAGUCUUUGAGGGAAACUAUCACUGUAAUAAAUCAAUGUUUUCUCCAUUUUUUUUUCUGAGAUUUGUUUUAAUAAUGGCAAAUAUCACCUCGCGUAUAUUGUUUUGUUUUGAAACAUUUCGUUCUAUGUGCUUUGAUUUGUUUAUCAAAUAUUGUCUCUCUUUUAACGUCAAUAGAAUAAAAUUGAAUGAUUAAAUUAAACAGCCAGAGGCGUACCGAUUCUGUAAAACAUAAUGAGAAACGGCAUAUUUAUAACUCGUCCUGAGACAGGUUUCAUUUUGAUUUAUUAUUGCUCAUCAAUUAAUCAGCACCAAGAUACCGUGCGCCGGUAUGCAUCGUCUUGUUUUCUAUUGACCUCAGAAGGACCUUUGCUAAACUUUUAUUUCUGUUUACAUAGCGCACAGAAGUGUUUUUAUGUAAACUGUUUACAGGGAAAUUGCUAUUAUUUCACUUUUCCCAGAAAAUCUGGUUUAUGUUUAUGUAGAAGUUGAACAUCAUGUUUGGUUUCCAGAAGAAUACUUAGAAAGUUUUCAGAAGAAGCGUCAUUUAAAAAAAAAUAGCGAUAACAUCUUAAAGAGGAUUGUUUUGGUGUAACGAAAGCAAUGAAAGUUUCGUUUGUUUACCAUGUAAAACCACACAAUAUGCCUCUCGUGUGCAUCGCAGUUACGCCACAGUCUCAAAUAUAAUUAUAUUGCAUCUGCCGUUCUGAUUGAAAAUGUUUCUAUGAUCAAUCCAAACAAACAUUUAUAGAGGAAAGUUUGCGUGAAAUUGUAAAUUGGUAACGGAUGUCUUGUAGUACAAAUAUUUGAAUUGAAAUUGGUUUUCUACCAUUGGUCCGGUUGGUUACCACAAAUUGUAAAGACAAAAACAAUUUAAACAAAAAAAGAAAUUAUCUUCCCUUUCCCUUUGUCCUUUAACUAAAUACCUUUAUAAAAAUUGCAAACGGAGUCAAAGUUGGUACUUUUAUAUAGAUAUUCGUAAUUAACUUUUAUUUCUUAAUCGAUACAAUCAAAAUCUUGUUCAUUGUAAUUAGAUGAAGUCAAUUCUGGUAACAGUAAGAGCUAAGUAGAACAUUUCUAUAAAAGUCUAAGAAUGGAAGUUAAUUAGCCACUUACAAACUAUCUAAAGUUAACAGGACACCAUGAUUAUAUGACACAAUUCAAUAUACGCAUUACUGUACAGGCAAUAGAAUCUCUAAACGGAUAGAUUUAUAUAUGAUCAUACAGCUUAUCACUAAGAAUGGAAGUUAAUGAGCCACUUACAAACUAUCUAAAGUUAACAGGUCACCAUGAUUAUAUGAUACAAUUCAAUAUACGCAUUACUAUACAGUCAAUAGAAACAUUUAGGUGGCGUAUAAGGUUAAAACCGUAGAAUGUUUGUAAACUAUCAAUAUCCUAUAGUUUAAAUCUCUAAACAGAUAGAUUUAUAUAUGAUCAUACAGCUUAUCACUAAAACCGAUACAGGACUCUGAAGGGAAUAGAAUGUCUUCACCACCAACCCUCUUAGCUCAGUAGGGAGAGCGUUGGACUACAGAUCGCGGGGUCGCGAGUUCAAUCCCUGGACGGGGCGUAUGUUCUCCGUGACGAUUUGAUAAAAGACAUUGUGUCUGAAAUCAACCUCUGAUAAUUAAUGUGGGGAAGUUGGCAGUUACUUGCUGAGAACAGGUUUGUACUGGUACAGAAUCCAGGAACACCGGUUAGGUUAACUGCCCGCCGUUACAUGACUGAAAUACUGUUGAAAAACGGCGUUAAACCCAACACAAACAAACAAAAUACCCACCAACACUUUUGAACAGGGCUUAAAGCUGGAGGUAGCUCCCUACAUUUUAACUAUAUUUCAUAGUCUAGUCCCUGUCUGAGGAAAUCUUGACACAAAGAUAAGAAUAAAAGUUUACGACUGUUUUACCUUAAGGAGUGUAACUCUGACUACCACUGAACACAUAAUGGCAUAAAAUGAAUUGGAAGACAUACGGCAAAUUUUGUAGCACAGUUCUCAAGAGUACGAAUAUUUUAUAAAAUGAAGUAAAAGUUUUGGGUAUAGGGGUCUUCCUGUAAACCUUCUUCUAAAAACUGAUGAUGAGCAAAGCAUGUCAUUACUUUCAAGGACAAUUAUCCUGUUUUAGUUCUCAAGAACUAUAGAUAUGUUUAUUUUUUUAGAGAUUAAAAUACUUUUACCGAAAUGUGUAGGUUUUUACGUCUUUUAAAUGCAAUAACAAAUAUAAACCUUUGAAGAUUUUAGAAAAUGAAAUUUCAACUAAUUUUAUUUCUAGCAUAAUCUAUAAUAAUAAUUGUUUUGUUACUCUUUUGCACUAAUUGUUUUCAAUUUUCUUUAUGGAUGAAAUACACAAAAAAUGAUAGGUUCAUUUUGCCACAUGAAUACCAUAUUGUAUCGUUUAAUAUUGGAAAUAGCAAGAACAAGGAAAACCGCAAGACAACCAAGUGGCGGAAAGACUCACCGCAACAAGCCACAUGUAAGAGUGCACAAUUCGCCAGAGAUAUCAAAGAAGCACACAACUAUAGACCACCAAGGACCUCCGCCCUCCGUGAAAUCAGGCACUGAACUUCUUAUCAAGAAACUGCUAUUCAAACAUCUCUUACAGGAAAUUGCACAGGAUUUCAAUACUGAUCUCUGGUUUCAGAUUUCAGCUGACUUAGUUGUUUAGGAGGCCGUGCAAACCUACUUGGACGGGCUUUUGAGGGUACCAACUUGUGAGCUGUCAACGUCAAACGUGUCACCAAGCAAUUUGUAGUGCAAGUAAAAAUAAUUCUCAUUUCUAUAUAUAAUUGGUAAUUCUCAUUUCCAUGUAUAACUGGGACCCCAUUGGAAAUAAGUGAUUGAUUUUACUUUGAUGGGUCAUCCCAGGUAUUAAGAUCAUAUCUUUAUUCUAUUUAAUAAAUCAUAAAGUAUAAUUGACGUAAUUCUUCAUGUAUUACUUAGCACAUCUAUUUGAAGAUGUUUAUAACAUUAUAAUCAACUCAUUUUAAUCUAUAUAAGCUGUUGUAUACAUGUUUUUUAUUGCAUUAUUUUUAUAUAAUGUUUUAUGAUCUUAUGCCUGAAUAAAUUUGAAUUGAA